CCUCCUCCUCCUGCCGAAGGGAGUCGGUUUCCUGCCGCCGCCGCCCGCUCACUGCGCUCAGGGUUCGGGACAGAGGCCGGGAUGUGCCGUCGGAGCUCUCCGCUGCUGCCGCUGCUGCUGGCGCUGCUCUGCCGUCCCGACCCUGCUCCAGCUGAGCACUGCGACUUGCAGCCGGUGACAGCAGAGCCUCCCAUCACGCUGUCCUACACCACCAGCACGGUGCUGCGGGGCUGCGUCAGCAGCAGCUCUGUACAGACUGGACAUGAAGUGCACGUCCUCAGCAUCCAGUGGUCCAAGACCCCUGUCCCCAUGCUGAAUGUGUCCAUCAUACCACGAGCUGAUAACUGCACCCGGCAAGCAGUGCUCAUCCUCCAGUGCCCACAGUGCUCAGCCAGCAUCACCUCCCCGUGCCAGGACCUCCUCAUCCACACUGACGCCUGUCUGAGCCCCAAGGUGCAGGGCACGGAGCUGCCAGAGGCUGCCAAGGGAGAUCUGCUGGACUGGGUGCAGAACACCUAUAGGGGCAUCACAUCCUACAGCGAGCUGAAGGACCCACAGCGGAUCCACCUCCACCUGGGCGAAAAUGGCAGCAGCCCCACGAACUGCGUUCCCCAGAAGGACUUUGAUGCCACGCCGCAUCUUGAGGCUGAGGUCCUUUUUCGUGAGGUGAAGGGCUGCACCAGCAGCAGUGCCCACAAUGCCAGGGCUGCCCACAUUGUGCAGCUUCUGCACAAGCCCAGCUUGCCCAUCACGGAGGUGAACCUGACCCUGAGCUGCCCCGAACAGCAGCCGAACAACCAGAUCCUCCUCCUGCAGGGCCCAGCCAACCUCGCCUGGCUCCUGAUGCUGAACAACUGCAGCCUCAAUUUCCUGACCUCCGGCACCUACAAGAUCCUGCACAUCCCCAUGGGGCCACAGAAAGGGGAGCUGCUGCCCGACACAGAGGAGGGUCUCAUCGCCAAAGCCUUUGAGAAGAACUACAGCAUCAUCGCCUCCUACUCCGUCAUCCCCAUCAGCCCCCACAUCACACUGAAGAUCCACGAGCGUGAGGUGCCGAGGAAGCUGCCCGCAGUGCCCACCCCAUCAGCCCCUAGCCCUGACUUCCUCUCCAGCACGCUGCUCCUCUUGCUCAAGCCCUGGAAGUGCACAGAUGACACCAUGGAAAUCGUCAUCGCCAGGUCCCACCUGGAGCCCCUCAAGGACGUGGUGAACAUCACCCUGCGGGACAUCAGCUGCCAGGCAGAGAAGAAUGCCACGCACUUCAUGCUGCACACCCUGCUCAGCAGCUGCGGCACCUUGGUGGAGAGCCACGGCCAUGCCAAAAACGAGCUCAUCCUCAGCCUGUCCAAGGGCUCGGUGCUCCGGAGCGUGCGGGUGGCCUUUCAGUGUCCGAUCCCACGGGAGCUCUUCCUGCGCCUCUUCCCCACCGCCGACUUCAAGGCACCACAGACAGAGCUGGAGGUCAACAAGGAGGUGUUUGUGCAGGCAUCCAUGCACUUGGAGGACUACCUGGCCGACCCGCAGCUCAAGGAGUGUUAUCUGAUGGUCCCUGGCAUGGAUCCAAUGCUGCUGGUGCAGGGCAACAAGGCGCAGAGCUCCAGUGUGGCCAUGCUGGAGGAGCCCCCCAGCAACUGGACCAGGAAGGUCUGGCGCUUCCGCUUCACCUACACCGUCCCUGAGGGCAGGCACGUCCCUUUCUCUGCCACCCUCAAGUGCAAGGCUGGACUGCAGAACACCAUCUUCGAGAAGGUUUUGGAGGUGAAGGUGAAGGACGUCCGGCGGCCACCUAACAACCAAGGGCUGGGGCUGUCCGCUGUGCUGGGCAUCACCUUUGGAGCCUUCCUCAUCGGCGCACUCCUCACUGCUGGGCUCUGGUAUAUCUACUCGCAUACCCGUCCCAUCUCCAAACUGCAGCCGGUUUCCACCACGGCGCCAGCCUCGGAGAGCAGCAGCACCAACCACAGCAUCGGCAGCACCCAGAGCACCCCCUGCUCCACCAGCAGCAUGGCCUGACCCCCUCGGCCCCCCCCUUGGCCAUCACCCCACCGCCACCGCCAGCUCAGCCUCCAUAAAAGCCUUUUUCUGCCCCAAACCUCAGGCUGAGCCCGGAGGGGGCCAUGGCCCCAUGCUGUCCUGGGGGCCACCCUUACUCAUUCAGUGAAUGCUUUGGCCCCCCCCAAAGGCAGCCCAGGGCGAGGAAGGGGGGGCACCAUGCAACACCCCUCCAGGGGGUUCUCAGCAUAUGGGGGUGUUGGGGGAAAAACGUGGGUGCCCCCAGGAUGUGUCCUGGCACUUAGGCAGUGUUUGCACCCCAGCACCCACAGACCCUGCAUUACCCUUCCCCUGAUAACGUGGUGC
Molecule: messenger RNA, 2358 nt
Organism: Phasianus colchicus (ring-necked pheasant)
Lineage: Eukaryota; Metazoa; Chordata; Aves; Galliformes; Phasianidae
Gene: ENG
Product: endoglin
Biological process (GO): vasculogenesis
Source: RefSeq, a predicted model, not a curated record